This is a messenger RNA of Magallana angulata, 2569 nucleotides long. RefSeq lists its product as uncharacterized. Bases 34 to 2118 code for a protein of 694 amino acids. The transcript has 2 exons. The record is from RefSeq and is a predicted model, not a curated record. Lineage: Eukaryota; Metazoa; Mollusca; Bivalvia; Ostreida; Ostreidae.
GUCUUUAUCAAUGGUAUGUAGCUGAGCUUCAAAAUGGAGUCCAUCUCCACACAAAUGUAUGAAGGAAUGCAGCACAUGUCAGAGGCAGUGUUUUUUGGGAUGUCUUGGAUAGUGGGUACCUCCUAUCAGCUUGCUAUGAGGAGGCGGACAGUGGACAUCUGGGAAAUGGUCAAGAGAGGAAUAUCACAAAAUGAUUGGGCCGUAUUGAUGAUGGGUGGAAGUUACAGAGAAGGUUUUAGAUGGAUUGGAUCAGAUAUUGACUGGAUGUUAUGGCCAAACAACCACCGGGUGAUAAUGGACAAGUCUCAGUCUGGUUCUUACAACACAGCCAAUACAACCUUGAUUCUCUCUGACAUUUCUGAAUGUUCACCAGGAUUCACUUUACUUCAGUUACUGACACCAUCAAAAAGAGAACAAGUAAAGUUAGCAUGUGUCAGAAUGAAUGACAGAAACUAUAUAUCAAGUUCAAAAAUCAGACAGUUAUCUUUGCCAAGAGAAUUUCCUGAUUCUACUCAACAUGGACCCUGCUAUAGUGGUUGUGUUGCAGGGAUGGUAGAAUUUGAUCUUGCUUCUUGUUUCGCUUGUGACUUUUGGCCUCCGUCUGCCACUGCAUGGACAGACAGAUGUCAUUCGUGGCCUGAUCCUGAGGUUGGCAAUGAUAUUGUAAAUAAUGGAUGUCAUUUUGUAGCAAUAGGACACCCAUUAGGACUCCAUCAACAUGAAGAAUGGAGAAUUUCUUUUACUCAGGCUGAAAAUAAACUUGUUAACUCAAUGAACCACUGUCAGUUUUUGACAUAUGCGUUGUUAAAAUUUUUCUUAAAAGAAGUAAUUAAUCUGGAAUCAGAAGAACCCGCUCAUCUGUUGUGCUCCUAUCACAUGAAGACAGCAGUUUUUUGGGCGAUUCAACAAAACCUACUAUCUCACUGGUGUCCACAAAAUUUCCUGGCCGGUUUCUGGGUCUGCUUCAAACUCCUCCUUAAAUGGGUGCAUGAGGGGGUUUGUCCUAACUUCUUCAUCCCACAAAACAACCUGUUUCUGACAAAGGUCCAUGGCUCAGCACAAAAUAGAUUGUUUCUACAGUUUCAUGAAUUGUAUGAGAAAGGUCUAGCCUGUUUAUUACAGAGUUCCACUAUCAGGUCCUGUCUUAUUGACGCUCUGUGCUAUCCCAGAGUUUUUAUUUGUACAGAUCAAAAUAUAAUGCAGUCUGAAGUUGAUAAAGAUUUAGAAAUCAUCAGCGAGUCCUGUUCUUAUAUUUUUGAUUCGCAAACACCAAUUAGUGGAAACCCAAGUGGCCUUUCCAAAGAACUAUGUCGCAUCAUCAAAGGCAUACAUAUUAUGGAACAAUUAGUAGUUUCAACCGUUACACCAUAUCAAGUUAUCUUGUUACAAAAACUUACAUCAACUGUUCUUCGGUAUGCAGCCUUUCUAUUACAUAUGAACACUAACGAAAGUGUAAAUAAAAAGAUGUAUAUUGCAGACAAACUUUCCUGUCACAUGCUUAAAUUUGCAGCCAAUUUUGGGUAUGUGUCUGAUUUGCUGCAUAUUGCCAUGUAUUAUUACAAGACAGGUAGAUACAGGAAAGCUUUAUCUGUUAUAGAUAUCACAAAAGCCAGGUUAGCAAAGCCAUAUUUGGUGUACUUGAACCAGGUAGAUAGAGAGAUAUAUACUGAGGCUUUGGGGGGACAGUCCUGGUCUACAAAGAUUAGACAGGCUGUAGCAGAAGACAUUAGACUCGAUAACCAAAUCUGUUAUAUCAAGGAACUUGUAUUGGAACAACGGUCAGGUCGACAGAAAAGCAUGGUUGCAUUAAAUGUCCCAGUCUUUGUAAUGUUACACUUCCUUGAGUUCUUGUGUUACAGACACAUCGAUACAACAUUAUCACUAAGAGCUUUAGAUGAGCUACAGGUCCUAGUUCACUAUGAUGAAGGACACUAUUUAGGUUUUAUAUUUAGAGACAUCUCUUGGGAGAUCCUCGGAAUCUGUCAACACAUCAGAGGGAAUCGCCAGGGUGCUUUGUACUCGUUCCAACAAUCACUGAACGUACAAUAUCCAUACAACAGAAUACAAGCUGCUACACAGAGGAGAAUACAAGAUGUUCAGGCAACCUCAUACCAGUAAUGAAAUGAGUUAUCAGAAACAGUCAGUCCAUCUAUUGGAAAUGUUUGUCAACUCUUAACUUCUAAAUUAUUCAUCUUUGGCUUUUAAAAAGAUAAUCGUUCUUACAUGGGCGCCGCCAUGUUUGACGCCACUUAAUAAAAACUGAUAUUAAAUAUUGAUGGAUAGUGGCAGAAAAAAAAAAUUUUUUUUUGCAUUGUCAAAUGACAUUUUGUGCAUAUAUGCGCCUGGAUAUUGAAUAUUUAGCUAUGAAUGUAUUUAGGAUGACGGGUUGUUGUAUCUAACACUGAAAAAUAGUUCCAUGCGGCAUGUUCCAGGAGCAAUGUUUCUGAACUAUAUUGAUCCCUUAAAAGCAACAGUUUAUGUCGAAAAUAAAUCAUUCGACAUCAGAAUUUCUCUUUACUUUUUAUGCACUUCACUAUAGCUGAAUUUUUUUUUAUGUUUAUGUUUUUUA